CCGAAAUUCCGCACCGCCCAUCGACGGAUCUGUCGUCAUGAGCGCCGCCGAGUCCCUUCUCGUUCUCUUAGCAGGACAAGACCAACCAGCUGAGGCAAAGGACCGAAGGAAUGCUGUCCAGCCCCUCUUGCCGCUCUUUACACGGUUAAUGCAUACACGAGUUUCCUCUGAAGUGCCAACGGAUUCUCGCGUCACUCUGCAAGAUCUGCUGCAUGAUCAACCUGAUGCGACACUUGGCAAGGAGCUUGCGAUCGCUUUCCGUCAGAUUACGUCCAUGGAGUCUAUCAUCCAGAGGUCUACGUGUUUCGAUCCGUCCAUUUUCCCCGACACGACAAACGAGCGCGCCACACUUCACCGCAUUGAAUGGACGCUGGGAACCCUGUACGUGGCACUUGAGUCUAGACGGGAGAACAAUUCCCAGCGACCAUUGCCAUGGAUUUGCGGCAUUGCCAACCACAGUCACGUGCUGGAGCUGCAAUGCAUCCUGAACCACGCUCUUUCCCGUGACUGGCUUCCACUACCUCCACUGGUGUCACUUCUGCUCGAAACAUCCAUCGGCCGCAUACUUCUCCUCGGCAUCGUCCAGAACGACCCGAGCGCCAUGACAUCCGUCGUCGAUCACAUUCUCCUGACCAUGCGCCAGAACUCAGACAUGGACUCCUUUGACUCAACUCACUUAAUCCUCGUCACGAUUGCUGCGAUGUCCGUGCCCGCCGCCCAUGCUGUUCGAAGGCAAUGCCUCGGGGGAGACUUUGCUUUUGCUGCCGCGAUUGCGCUGGACAUCACGAAUCUGUACCUUCGCGAUACGCCUGUCUUUUUGACCAGCGUCAUGCAAAGCACCAAAUAUUCCACCCUGUGGGCUGUUGUGGGCGAAGCGCUGACCCAAGACCCGACGACACCCUUUCGUGCGAAGACUUCGGACAUGCUUCGGCGCUUGCGCUUGGACUUGCAGGAAGCACUGGCAGCCCCCAAAUCACUCGACCUUCUUACCGUGUUGAAGGCGUACUGUGGACUAAUUGGGCGUGGGUCACUCGUCGUGUCGGACGUCGAAGGGGCACUGCUCUUCCGCGUUAUCGGCCAGGAGUGCCAGCAACGACGCCACCGCCGCGACGGACCGCGGAGCUCCCGCUUUGUCCAGCUAGCGUUUACCACGAUCGUGUUGGUGUGUUUGAGUAAACUGUCGCAACCCGUCGAUGCCGCCACGACCCAAUUGACCAAGGAGGCGCGGCAGCUCAUUGGACUUCUCUACGAGCUGGACGCGCCCAACUCCGGGUCGCUUUUUCUCAUGAUGGCGCUUCUGCUGUACACCAAGCCUGGGAUGGUGAUCGACCUGCUCCGAUCCGUACUCGAUAGCCACAUUGUGGUGCAAGCAGACCGCGUUCCUGUAUUUGGCGAGUUUGUGCUGAAGUUGGACUUUACCGAGCCUGUUUUGGUCCAUGGGCUGCUCGCCAUGCCUGGAGACGCCACCACAGGAAGCGUCAAUGCGACGAUGGUGGCUCCUCUGCGGGAGUGGACUCUCCGCGUCGCGUAUUCGUUGCUGUGUGAACGAUCGUUUGUUCGGCACAAGGUCAACCCGAACGACUGGCUCGUGCAACACCAAAUCGACAAAGCGUCGCUGCCCAUCCAUCCGAUUUUGCCCAAUUUGGUCGUGGAACUCGUGGAAAACCACGUCGGCGCGUACGACAUGACGACGCAACAGUCGUCGAUCCCGCCGCUGCGGCAUGCGCUCGUCCUCGACGGCAUCAAGGCGGUGCUCCAAACGUCAUGUCCCGCACACGACGUCAGCAACCACUCGAUCACGUGGGCGCGAGCAACCCUCCUUCUCGUGUACGCAUUGCAUUUUAACCGACGUCAUGUCAAAGACGCCUCGAGCCGCAAGUACGACCUCCACGCGGUCCCCAUCGCGCGCAUCUACCACACUGCCGCAAGCCAGAGCCACGUCGGUGGUGCGUUUGAGUUUGUCUUCCCAGUGCUCUCGCGACUUGUCUUGGACGAAUCGCCCCAUGUAUUGCAAGUCCAAAUGCACGCUGGGGGGGCGCCAUCGGAGAUUGGCGUCAUCUUGCGGCCGUCGCAUGUGACCCUCCAGCAAAUGUAUGGCCAACUAAAGCAGCAGAAGGAGCUUGCCCCGUCGGACAUGCCCGCCGUUCGAGACCUCCUCUGCGACCUUGAGCUCGUCCCCGUUGACCAGGUAGUGCCGUGGCUUGACUGGCUUGCUCGGUCAGCGCUGCCAGUCGCGGUGGGACCCAUCAAGGAGGAUCCGACGCCGACAAUCUUCCUCCCUCCCCGAGACAAACUAGCGCGGCCAUCGGUAUCGCUCGAGUUCCCUGAAGUGUGUGGUCUCAUUGAAGCUGUGAUCUCUCGCACGUGGCGCAGCCAUCCCACGCCGGACGCUUUGCAAUUGCAUUUGGUGAAUGCGCUCUGUCCCGACGCCAUUUACUCGUACCAGGACCUCCUCGAAGAGCCGUUCUCCAUCCUGCGAUGUGACCCACGUGUUUGGCGGCACGGUCCAUUGCUCAAGUUGCUCUUGGCGUUGCUGACCACGUUUCGACGAGUCUCUAGCAUGCAUCUCCGCCAACUCAACACGGAAGAUGCCUUGCACCCCACCGCUGUCGACGUUGGCCAGUACAUCCUCGUGCAAGACGCUAUUCUUGUCCAUGCGCUGCUCAACGUGGUCGCCCGACUCAACGCGGAAGAAGCGUACCCCCAAUGUCGGCACAUUUACCGAUGGCUGGACACGGCUUUUCGUCAAGCGCCGUCCGUGUUGCUUGCCGUUCAUGCGCAGGGGUACGCAAAGGGACUGAUCGGGUUGUUGGUGGCGGCCGUCCCGUCCAUGGUCGACCUUGUGCCGUCGCUUCCAGACUUGUUGAGCUGCAACGACUUGGCCAAGCUGUCGUUUCGAUGCCACGUCGCGAGUGCGUUGUGUCGCCAGUACCGAGAAGCAGUGCCGAUCGCAGUCUUGAAGACUGUCGUGGCCAAAGUGAAACUCGUGUACGACACAGACAGAUCCCAGACAACGGACAAGUUGCUCAGCACGGACGUGCUAGCUUUUCUCAUCGACGUGUUACCAGCUUUGGGUGCGAUGGCGGUGGCAUUCUGUGACAUUGCCGAGGAGUGCGUCCAGCUCUUGAUGAAGCUGCGAGCGCAAGUCAACCACCAAAUUGCCGACACGCUCAGCAACAACGCUGCCGUGACCAAGCUUGAAACGACCGUCCAUCAAGUAUUUGCCCAGAUCAUUCGAUCCACAGAGGAGUAACGAGUACAAUUCCAUGAUCGAUCCGUGCUUUGGCAUGGAGAAACACGCA
Aphanomyces invadans is the source of this 3302-nucleotide messenger RNA. RefSeq lists its product as hypothetical. Gene Ontology annotation, biological process: snRNA 3'-end processing. Lineage: Eukaryota; Oomycota; Saprolegniomycetes; Saprolegniales; Verrucalvaceae. Gene Ontology annotation, cellular component: integrator complex. Bases 38 to 3253 code for a protein of 1071 amino acids. The transcript is spliced from 8 exons. The record is from RefSeq and is a predicted model, not a curated record.